CCGCGGCCCCUACCCACUCAAUCUGAAUCAGUUGGAUUUCAGAACAUCGGACGGGCGGGCGUGUAUAGAAUGGAUCGCUAACCACAUCAGCAGUUUUUUUUUAAUUCCGCCUUCUAGCAGUGUUUGUUUAUACCUUUCGGCACACUAUCCGCAAAUCCUUCUCGAUUGUGGUGCUUUAAAUUUAUUUAUCUUCGCAUUUAAUUUACUGUCGUCCCGAUUUCACAUCGAGAAGGCGGCCGCACCAAGUUUGAAAGCGGCUUUUCAAGAGUAGUACACCUACUCGUUAUUUUUCAAUAUUGCUGUGUCAACGCAUCAGGCAGCCAUCAGGAUGGUGAAGAAAAUUUCAGAAGAAAGUGUAGAUAGCGGCGUAGGCCGUUGCAGCAGUCAGUCGUCGAGCGAGCGCGAAUCCGACGAGAGUCCGCGAGGGUCGGAGCCGUCGGCCCCUGUUCCCAUACCUGACAGCGAGGACCUGCAACGGCGCAAGGAGGAGGCGCGAAGGAAGCGCCGAAGGAAGAAGCGCUCUGGAAGCUCGGUGGUCACAUCGUGUUUCCAAGACCUUUACAAGCUCACGGGCGAGGUAUUGGGCGAGGGUGCGUACGCCUCGGUGCAGACAUGCGUGAACAUCUACACUGGGCAGGAGUUCGCUGUGAAGAUCAUCGACAAAGUGCCGGGGCACGCCCGCGCCCGGGUGUUCCGCGAGGUGGAGACCUUCCACUACUGCCAGGGACACCCAAACAUAAUCCAGCUCAUUGAAUUCUUUGAGGACACCGACAAGUUUUACCUUGUCUUUGAGAAGAUCAACGGUGGCCAGCUCCUAUCCCGCAUCCAAGAGCACCACUACUUCUCGGAGCCGCAGGCGGCCGAGAUCGUCCGCGAGAUCGCGAACGCCCUACACUUCCUGCACGGCAAGGGCGUGGCGCACCGCGACCUCAAGCCGGAGAACAUCCUGUGCGUGCACACGGACCGGCUGUGCCCCGUGAAGAUCUGCGACUUUGAUCUCGGCAGCGGGAUCAGCUUCACGUCCAGCCUCGCGGGGCCGCUGGCCACGCCGCAGCUCAUGACACCGGUGGGCAGCGCGGAAUUCAUGGCCCCCGAGGUGGUGUCGCUGUUCGCGGGUUCGGCGGCGACGCACUACGACAAGCGCUGCGACCUGUGGUCGCUCGGCGUCAUCGCCUACAUCCUGCUGUGCGGCUACCCGCCCUUCCGCGCGGACUGCGGCGCCGACUGCGGCUGGGAGCGCGGCGAGAACUGCCGCGCCUGCCAGGACCUCCUCUUCACUUCCAUACAGGAGGGGCGCUACACGUUCCCCGAGGAGGAGUGGGCGCACAUCAGCUCCGAGGCCAAGGACCUGAUCCGGCAGCUGCUGGUGCGCGAGGCGCGGCGCCGGCUGAGCGCCGAGCGCGUGCUGCAGCACGCCUGGCUGCGCCGCGCCGGCGCCGAGCUGCGCGCCGACCGCUACCCGCCGCUGCAGACGCCCAUCAACAUUAAACGCAACAUGUCGGCGCGCAACCUGUCCAACUUCGCGGAGUCGGCGAUGGCGGUGAACCGCGUGAUCCAGCAGCACUUCUCGAUGAACUACUCGUACCUGGAGCCGAGCGCGCCGCUACGCUGCAGCAAGUCGUGCCAGCCCGCCGCGCCGGGCCGGCCGUGCCGCGCGCCCGCGCCGCUCGGCCUGUCGCCGCCCGCCGACAGCCAGCUGCUGCGCCGCCGCAUGCAGGACGCGCUGGCGCACUAGCGCCCCGGGGCUCUCAUGUCGUGCCGUGCCCGCAAUACUCCUAACGCGCUCCCUGCCGGCGAGGCCCGUGCGUGACGAGCGCAGCCAAUAACACGAACAGAGAACCCGCUCGGGUCGCUGGCAGUGAUUACGUUGAGUCGGUGGACGAUUAAAACUCGUCGAACCUCUAAUAGCUCGGUGUUAGAUCCUGAGAUAUCAUUGUUUCGAGUUGAUUUAGUAAGGCUGAUCCUGGUGCAGAUGUCAAUUGAAAAUUCAGAUUAUAACCUUGAAAUUUGAAACCUCGGCACGGUCCAUGCUGCACUUUAAAAAGGAUUAGACGAGUUUAGAUUGUCAUCCAGCGAAUAAUCUGACCGCCGAUCUGUUAUUCUGUAAGCCGCAAAAUUGUAUUUGCAUAAUAAGCUUCAGUCGUUACGCGACAGAUUGACAGGUGGACUUCUCCCGAUUUCGCUGGAUAGUCUUGAAAUUUGUUUUUUCGUGAACGGGCGUCAAAACGUUCAUACAAUUCGUAGUAAAGCUGUUCCUUCUAGGCCACAUAUUUCUUGAAAUCUUUUCUAUGUAGGCGAGUUUUACUUAAAUCAAAUUUUAUUAACGUUUCGUCGUUCAUAUUAGACGCAGAGUACAGAUAUCGUAGCGUAUAAAGCCGAACGUUAGAAUUCCUUUUCGAUUAACUGAUGGAAUUCUAAAUUUGAGUUUGGCAAAAUGUACGUAAAUAGAAUACCCGGCGUCUAGUUCUCGAUGAAUGUAUUGCCGUGAUUGGCGCGGCGCGGCGCUAGAGUAGAUGUUGCUAGAACACGCAGGUGUCGCUCGGGGCGUCAGAGACACUGUGCCAACGGAUACUCUCCAGUGAUACGUCCGAUCGCAACCAUGUGAACGGUACUUAUAGAGCUGUAAACAGUUUUAUUUGAGCCUUUUAAAGAUAUAUUUUUAUGAAUAAAUAAAAACGACUGAAUAGUUUUUAUCGAUAGAG
Molecule: messenger RNA, 2702 nt
Organism: Cydia pomonella (codling moth)
Lineage: Eukaryota; Metazoa; Arthropoda; Insecta; Lepidoptera; Tortricidae
Gene: Lk6
Product: MAP kinase-interacting serine/threonine-protein kinase 1
Exons: 7
Coding region: 329-1735 (468 amino acids)
Biological process (GO): peptidyl-serine phosphorylation; intracellular signal transduction; protein autophosphorylation
Cellular component (GO): cytoplasm; nucleus
Molecular function (GO): calcium/calmodulin-dependent protein kinase activity; ATP binding; calcium-dependent protein serine/threonine kinase activity
Source: RefSeq, a predicted model, not a curated record